GCCUGCAUGUUGAUUAUCUGGGCCCGCUGCCGACGCUACUGGGAGCCUAGCGGUCCCGCUGCGGUUUGGGCUGGGGUGGCAUCUCUCUUACACCGCCACCCCUCGUCCCUAGGUCCCCAUCCUCCGAGGACCGCCCUCGACCUUUACCCUCACCCAUCUCCCCCUCCUCCCCGCACCAGGGCCCCCGUAUCUGAGUAUCUGCACUCGUGCCGCCCCCCGCGUCUCUCCCCUCCCGCCGCAAACCCCUCGACCUCCAGCAGCCCGCCCCCGUGGGCCCGAUCCCGCCCCGCGGCUCCCGCCGCAGCCUCCUCCGCCUUCCCGCUCUCCCAGGGCUCGCGCCACUACACCCCCCCGGCCGUCCGCGCGCGGGCUUCCCUGUUCCCUCCUCCUCCCGCCCCCUCGGAGCCCCCUCCCCCGCCCUGGCCAGCAGACAUGCAGGUGUCUAUCGCUUGUACCGAGCAGAACCUUCGCAGCCGGAGCAGUGAGGACCGUCUGUGUGGACCCCGGCCGGGCCCCGGGGGCGGUAACGGCGGGCCGGUCGGCGGGGGGCAUGGGAAUCCUCCAGGGGGAGGAGGGUCGGUCCCUAAGGCCCGGGCCGCACUGGUGCCCCGACCCCCAGCGCCUGCGGGGGCCCUCCGAGAGAGCACCGGCCGAGGCACUGGCAUGAAAUACAGGAACCUGGGAAAGUCUGGUCUUCGAGUAUCCUGUCUUGGCCUAGGCACCUGGGUCACAUUUGGUUCUCAAAUCUCGGAUGAGACAGCAGAGGACGUGCUGACAGUAGCCUAUGAGCAUGGUGUAAACCUGUUUGACACGGCUGAAGUGUACGCAGCGGGAAAGGCUGAAAGAACCCUAGGCAACAUCCUCAAGAGCAAAGGAUGGAGGAGAUCAAGCUAUGUCGUCACCACCAAGAUUUUUUGGGGAGGACAGGCAGAGACCGAGCGAGGCCUGAGCCGCAAACACAUCAUUGAGGGCCUGCAAGGAUCCCUGGAGCGCCUCCAGUUGGGAUACGUGGACAUCGUCUUUGCCAACCGCUCAGACCCCAAUAGUCCCAUGGAGGAGAUCGUGCGGGCCAUGACCUAUGUCAUUGACCAGGGCCUUGCCCUGUACUGGGGGACAUCCCGAUGGGGAGCUGCAGAAAUCAUGGAGGCCUACUCCAUGGCCAGACAGUUCAAUCUGAUCCCUCCAGUGUGUGAGCAAACGGAGCACCGUCUGUUUCAGAGAGAGAAGGUGCAGGUGCAAGUGCCAGAGCUCUACCACAAGAUCGGUGUUGGCUCAGUCACCUUGUCCCCUUUGGCCUGUGGCCUCAUCACGAGCAAGCAUGAUGGGCGAGUCCCAGAUACCUGCAGGGCCAUCAAGGGCUACCAGUGGCUCAAGGACAAAGCGCAGAGUGAGGACGGCAAGAAGCAACAAGCCAAAGUCAUGGACCUUCUUCCCAUCGCCCACCAGCUGGGCUGCACUGUGGCACAGCUUGCUAUCGCGUGGUGUCUCCGCAGCGAGGGUGUCAGCUCGGUCUUGCUGGGGGUGUCAAGUGCAGAGCAGCUGAUAGAACACCUGGGAGCCGUACAGGUGCUGAGCCAGCUGACGCCGCAGACGGUGACGGAGAUAGACGGGCUUCUGGGAAACAAACCGCAUUCCAAGAAAUAGUCCGUCGAGGGGCGCAGGCACCCACAGCGGCGCCGCCGCCCCCGCCGCCGAGCGCCUCCCCGCCGCCGCCCCCCUCCCGCCCCGGAUCCCUCCACGCCGCGGCCGGAACCGGGAGGCCCCGCCCACUAACGAGUCCCGGGCUUCGAGUAGCGCUGCGCAUGAACAAAGCCAUAUCCUUCCGCGGAGGGCUCGCCAGGGCAAGUAGUGCGCCGCCGCCCGCUGCGUCCUUCUAGGCCUUCCUGCUGACCCCGGGCAUGAGUUACCGAGCCAUCCCCUCUCUGCCACUUGGUCUCGCUCCCUUCUCUCUUCUCCUAGUCGCCGCCGAGGCCCGGGGAGGGGGAGACACAAAAACAGGGCAGAUCCCGGAGACAUGCAAAUUACCUCAAAAGUGGCCCUUCAUAUGUCAUCAAGGGGUAAUAACCUAAUAAGUGAGUUGUGAUGUCAUCUGGGA
Leopardus geoffroyi (Geoffroy's cat) is the source of this 2095-nucleotide messenger RNA. It is a transcript of the gene KCNAB3, whose product is annotated as potassium voltage-gated channel subfamily A regulatory beta subunit 3. The record is from RefSeq and is a predicted model, not a curated record. Lineage: Eukaryota; Metazoa; Chordata; Mammalia; Carnivora; Felidae. Bases 7 to 1644 code for a protein of 545 amino acids. Gene Ontology annotation, molecular function: voltage-gated potassium channel activity; potassium channel regulator activity; transmembrane transporter binding. Gene Ontology annotation, cellular component: membrane; voltage-gated potassium channel complex; cytoplasm. Gene Ontology annotation, biological process: regulation of potassium ion transmembrane transport; potassium ion transport. The transcript has 14 exons.